AUGGCUGUGAUGGAGCCCCGUCUCCUGGCUCUGGCCGUGUGGGUUUGCAUGGGAGUGGUGCUACAAGUUCAGGGCGACCAGAUGAAGCCAGCACGGGCACCUCUGAUCCCCAACCGGCCUUUCGUCGUUGUGUGGAACGCUCCCACUGAAUCCUGCCGCCUUCGAUUCAAAGUGGACUUGGACCUUAGCGUUUUUGACAUCGUAGCAAACUUGAAUGAAACCCUAAGUGGACCAAACGUCACCAUAUUCUACCACAGCCAUUUGGGAUACUAUCCAUACUUCUCCAACUCCGGGGAUCCUAUCAACGGUGGACUACCGCAGAACCAGAGCAUCUCCAAACACCUGAGCAAGGCCCGCUCGGACAUUGACAAGCUAAUCCCCCACAAGGACUUCAGAGGCCUGGGUGUGAUCGACUGGGAAAACUGGAGGCCUCAGUGGGUCAGAAACUGGGGCUCUAAGGACAUCUACCGCAACAAAUCCAAGGAACAGAUUCGGAAACUUCACCCGAACUGGCCGGAGAGCAAGGUGGAGAACGAAGCCAAGGAGAGUUUUGAGAGGGCUGGGCUUGCAUUCAUGAAUCUGACCUUGGCGUUGGCUGAAGGUCGCAGGCCAGACGGGCUGUGGGGUUUUUACCUGUUCCCGGACUGUUACAACUACGGAUACAAGCAGCACCCACAAAGGUACACCGGUGAAUGCCCCAACAUUGAGCACGUCCGUAACGACCAUCUAAUGUGGCUUUGGAAGGAGAGCACGGCCCUCUACCCGUCAAUCUACCUGGACUACGAGCUCAAGUCCUCACCCAACACUGUCAGGUUCGUCCACUACAGAGUCAAGGAGGCCAUGAGGAUUGCGUCCAUCGCUCGUACGGACUUCACGUUGCCUGUGUUUGUCUACUCCAGACCGUUCUACGCUUACACCUUUGUGGUUCUCUCAGAGAGUGACCUGAUUCACACGAUUGGGGAGAGCGCUGCACUGGGAGCAUCAGGUGUCGUUCUGUGGGGAUCAUCAGAGUAUGCACGGACACAGAGAAAUUGCCUGACAGUGAAGAAGUACAUCGACGGUCCUCUGGGACAUUACGUCAUCAACGUCACCUCUGCCGCCAAGCUGUGCAGCAAGGCACUCUGCAAAAAGAAUGGCAGGUGUGUACGCAAAAGCCUUGACUCAGGCGCUUACCUGCACCUGAACCCGCGCUUCUUCCACAUCCACCAUAACCCGGCACCCAGGGGCCCCCGCUUCCAAGUCAGAGGUCACCUCAACAACCACGACAUCCUGGACAUGAAGCACAAGUUCACCUGUCAGUGCUACCAGGGCUGGACCGGGGUUUACUGCGAGAUGCCUCAGACUCCAUCACGUCUUCCUCCUCCACCUCAGCCCGCCAUCCCUCUGCCUCACCCACGGGAACACAGCCUGCUGGGAGAUAUCCUGCUCCUCCUGUCCCUCCAUUUCUCCUGUCUGUGUGUCAUCAUGUUCCUGGGACUCUGUCUGAUUAUAAAGUGUCUGAUUCUGUAG
Labrus bergylta (ballan wrasse) is the source of this 1509-nucleotide messenger RNA. It is a transcript of the gene hyal6, whose product is annotated as hyaluronoglucosaminidase 6. Gene Ontology annotation, biological process: carbohydrate metabolic process; hyaluronan catabolic process. The record is from RefSeq and is a predicted model, not a curated record. NCBI's taxonomy places the organism in Eukaryota, Metazoa, Chordata, Actinopteri, Labriformes, Labridae. Gene Ontology annotation, cellular component: cytoplasmic vesicle. Gene Ontology annotation, molecular function: hyalurononglucosaminidase activity.